This is a messenger RNA of Neoarthrinium moseri, 1119 nucleotides long. RefSeq lists its product as uncharacterized. Bases 1 to 1119 code for a protein of 372 amino acids. The record is from RefSeq and is a predicted model, not a curated record. The transcript has 3 exons. NCBI's taxonomy places the organism in Eukaryota, Fungi, Ascomycota, Sordariomycetes, Amphisphaeriales, Apiosporaceae.
AUGGACUGGGGGCCACGCCACGGAUCCCGCCCCGUUUCGAUGUGUCUCCCGCACUCUGACCAGGGCAAGGGCUCCCCAACGCAGGAGAACCUCGUGAGCUCGCAAGUUGCUGCACCAAGACCUGCCAUGGACCCGGGAGGCCCUCGUGCCAAGCAGCGGCCGUGGGAUCGCGGACGGGCAAAGUUUGCUUGCAAGAGAGCCUCUGCGCUACUAUCAAGCCCUAUCUCCAGUUCAGAGACAGUGAGAGUAUUCGUAGGAGAGGAAUGCCGAGAAUUCGUCCUUUCCAAGAAGGCCCUAUCGUCAACGUCGGAAUACUUUGCCGACCGCCUGGACGCUUCGAGCGUCAACUUCGUGCAGCGCAAUGCCCAACUCAACACGCUAUGGCUCGAGGAGCUAUGUCCCGAGAUGUUCGAGCUCUUCGCGUACUGGCUCGAUGAGAGGGGAGGCUUCCAGGGGUUCAUCGACGAGGCCGAGGCGAACGACUGCUGCGAGGACCUGCAAUGGGACCUCAUUACUCUCCACCUCUUCGCCGCCCGGAUAGGUCUCGACGCUUUACAGGACGCGGCGAUGGACGGCAUCCAGGACAUCUACCUCCGCCUCGACUGGGACAUCACACCGAAAUUCGUCAGCCAGAUAUACGCGGAGUGCGACCCGGUCGACAGCUACCGGCUGCGGAAGUGGAUAGUCGCCAUGGCGGCCUGGUCUCUGGGCGGCUGCGUCGAGAAGAUCGGGACUGCGGAUAAGAUGGGGGCCCUGUUCCAGGCGUGCCCGGAGUUCUGGCACGACUACGUCGCCCACCUGUCCAAGUCGUCCAAGAGCAAGAUCAAGCUUGCCUUCAAGAACCCGCAGCUGCGGCUGCCCAGCAACAACCUCCGCAACGACGAGCGCCAGUUCGGCUUCCGGCAGUGCUCCUUCCACACCCAUCGCUCCUCAGUCGGGCAGGGCCGGUGUCCUCACGCGUUUUCACUCUCACCCUCAUACCCAUACCCUCCUGUGCAGAGGCCCGAGUCGCCAUUGACCGAGGAAGACUCCGACCUCGAGCUCGGGUCCAUCACAGGCAAGGCGCUCGUCGCUUCGCCCAGGACAGCCAUCUUCGAUCUGUACCUGGACCUUGACUGA